Molecule: messenger RNA, 8665 nt
Organism: Hemicordylus capensis (graceful crag lizard)
Lineage: Eukaryota; Metazoa; Chordata; Lepidosauria; Squamata; Cordylidae
Gene: PLCE1
Product: phospholipase C epsilon 1
Exons: 35
Coding region: 829-7632 (2267 amino acids)
Biological process (GO): small GTPase-mediated signal transduction; lipid metabolic process; phosphatidylinositol-mediated signaling
Molecular function (GO): guanyl-nucleotide exchange factor activity; phosphatidylinositol-4,5-bisphosphate phospholipase C activity
Source: RefSeq, a predicted model, not a curated record
ACCCCACCACUCUGCUGCAGACAGUCAAAUGAGAGGGAAGCCAACUCCUUCUGGAGCAGAUGAGCAGUAGUGCAUCCUCCUCCGACGCCCCCGCCGGGCUUUCUUUCGCACUCUGUGCGUGCGGAUGAGAGCUGGACCCACACAACCAUGGCACGGGACCAGGUUCCGCUGUGCGGAGAUGGGAAGACGCCGCUCUUCGCUGAUACGGAGCCGCUGGGAAUUCCCACUUAGUUCGAAGCAAGCAUUCUGUGCCUCUGAGGCAACCAAUUAAGUGGAUGUGUACAGCCUUAGAAGGAUGUUACCUCUUCAGACAUAACCUUCUGAGACAUACAGCAAAAGAUGAGGCAACGUAUAAGUAUAACCUAUGAAAGAAAGUUAUCUGUGAGGGAAAAACCAUUUCUGAAUGCUGUCCUUUCAACAAACACUUUACAGGUGUUUGUAUUCUUUACCAGUCCAUUGUAGAGAAAGUUUUAGAGACUGUAUAAUACAGCUACGUUUCAUACUGUAUGUCUGCAGUGUUUUGGUUUUGUUUUUAAUUCUCGUUCAUACCAUGAUGUAACUAAUAAUAUUUGAAGAAAAGCAGGACAUUGUCUGAAGGCUGUGUGUCAGGAUGAUCUCUAAAGAGACAUUAUUAUCUGCACUUGGUCUUUGGCAGAGUUGUCUGUUACUCAGAGAGGAAAUGGAGAUAAAGCACCCUGGAUGCCUCUUGUGAAAAGACCACAAAAACAGAUGCGUGCAACUCUCUUUCUUUCUUACACAAAGAAAAACUUGGAAAAACACUCAUAGGGAGCAUUGUUCGGUAUUUUCAUUUUGACACUUGAAGAAGAAAUGACUGAUAGCAAAAAACUCUGGGAGAGAGGCACAUAUAUUCCUGCUUCUGUGGAGUUUCUUAACUUAAAUUAUGACAUUAUACAGAAAAGCUACAAGAGCAAUGCUAUACAUAACCACUUAUAUAGAUCAUGUGAUUCUUUUGAAAAGAAAGACAAAUGUUCAGAAACUGGAAUUCCUUCUUCACUGGAAAGAGCCAUGUAUGCUGGAAUUCAGUUAAAGAUGGAUGGCUCUCAAGUAGCGUUGAAGCCACUAAGAAGCCAGUCCUCAAUAACUAUAAACAAAAUAGAGGGUGCUGAUUUGAAUUAUGUUAAAGAGAGAAACAACAUCUCAAAAACCUCUUGUACAUUGCACAACCGCUUCAUCUUGAAUGACUGUUUGCAGCCAACAAAGGCUUUUAAUGAUUGCACCAACGAUUCCACAGCCUGCACUUGUAAAUUAAUGGAACUACCAACUACCUGUGGGAAUGAAACUGGACAACAGCUGUGUGAUACCUGUGACACUUCAAGGGAUAACUAUUUGUCUUUGGAAAGAGCAACCCAGAAGUUUAAUGCUGCAUGCUCAGGCCACAGUUUCUCCAGUGGUAACUUUACUGGAAGAAUGCCUUCAAAACCCUCUUUGAGCCAUUUUGAAAGUUGCAAUGACAGCUAUGGAGAAGAGAUGGAAGAGGAUUUUUGUCGUAGUAAGAAGGAGCGCUCCACAUUAUUAAUCAGAAGAUUUUGCAAAAAUGAUAAAGAGGUUAAGAAGUCGGUCUAUACUGGGACAAGAGCAAUUGUUAGGACUUUACCAUCUGGACACAUAGGAGCUGUUGCUUGGAAUUGUGUCAACCAGAGGAGAUCCCACAAUGAGUUAAGGCACUAUAGGAUGACAUCAGAACAACUAAUACUGCAAAUUUCAAUAAGCCAAGCAUUAAGUUCUUAUCUUCUGCAGUCUAUAUGGCAUGGGAUCUUCAAGGCCUCAAAAGGAGCAGAAGAUACUCUGGAAUCUUUUUCUCAUCCUGUGAGGGAACCACUGACACUACAGCAUUUUGUAAAUUGUUGGUGCAAAUGCAAUCAUUUGUGCAUAACACCAUGUCUGCAAAGAGCUCCUGAAUACCGUGCUACUUUACGCAGGACUUCGCUUUCCAGUUUUAUCAGUGGUGCUCUACUAGAAGCAACGACAUCGUUGGGAGCAAGAAGUGCUGUACUAAAUAUCUUAGGAGGAUCAACUGGAAAGACCAUGCUAAAAGAACGACAGUUGAGUUCAUCUAUGGCUGGAUCAAAUGCCCUUCCUUCCACUGUUGCUGGUAUUAGUAAAGAACUUGUAGAACUUCAGCAUCUCAUUCAGUUUCCAGAGGAGGUUGCUAGUAUUCUGACUGAGCAGGAGCAAGAUCUCUACCGAAAAGUGUUACCCAUUGAUUACCUCUGCUUCUUAACCAGAGAUCUGGGAAAUACUGAAUGCCAGAACAAACUUUCAACAAUUAAGGCUUCUAUUUCUGCAACUCUUCUUUCUGCUCCCGAUGGGGAACACAAUGCAAUUGAAGGUCUGGUGACCAGAUUCAAUGAGGUGAGCUCUUGGGUGACGUGGUUGAUUCUGACUGCGGGAUCCAUGGAGGAAAAACGAGAAGUCUUCUCAUAUGUGGUACAUGUGGCAAAGUGCUGCUGGAACAUGGGCAACUACAAUGCUGUCAUGGAGUUCUUGGCAGGGCUCAGGUCAAGAAAAGUUCUAAAAAUGUGGCAAUUCAUGGACCAAUCAGAUAUUGAAACAAUGAGAAGUUUGAAAGAUGCAAUGGCACAACAUGAAACAUCACUGGAAUACAGAAAAGUGGUCAACAGAGCUCUGAAUAUUCCAGGCUGUAAAGUUGUUCCUUUCUGUGGUGUAUUUUUGAAAGAACUCUGUGAAGUUUUGGAUGGCACUGCAAGUCUCAUCAGACUUUGUCCUCAGUACAACUCUCAGGAUGAAACACUAGAGUUUGUUGCAGAAUACAGUGGGCAAGAUAACUAUUUACAAAGGGUGGGUCAAGAUGGCCUGCAUAAUAUGGAAAAGGAAUCGACAGCUAACUACAUCUUUCAAACCAUUCGGAGCUGUAAUCGCAGCUUGGAAUCUGAAGAUGGAGAAGACAAUUUUAUUGACUAUGAAAGUGGCAAUUCCAGAAGAAAUUCCUUGAAAGACAGAAACCGCUAUCAGCUUGUAAUUGGAGAUCUGUCAGACUCUGAAAGUGAAAUAUUUGAGCAGUCCAAAGAAUGGGCCACCCAGGCAGUUGAAGAGCAGCAGCAGCAAGCUUUCAGUCAUGGAAUAGAGCUCAUUCCUUGGUAUGUGCUGUCCAUCAGAGCUGAUGUCCAUCAGUUCAUGCUGCAAGGGGCAACAGUCAUACAUUAUGACCAGGACACACAUUUUUCAGCACGAUGUUUCCUUCAGCUUCAGCCUGACAAUAGUACAUUGACUUGGAUGAAGCCCACCACUGCUUGUUCUACAAAUUCUAAAAUGAAACUGAGUCCUCUAGGUAGCACUGUGGAACUGGGUAAAUUUCCAUUUCUCUUCAAUACUGGAUUAAAUGGACUGGUGGAAGGUUAUUUAGACCUGUUUUCAGCAAAAGCUGUGUAUAUGGGGCAUUCGGGCAUUGAUAUGCAUGCUGUGUGCAUUCAAAAUAAACUUUGUAAUAUGAACCUUGAAGAGAAUGGUGUAACACUCUUGUAUGGACUUCAGACUACUGAAAAUAAGUUGUUGCACUUUGUGGCUCCCAAAUAUACCACCAAAAUGCUGUUUGAUGGAUUGCUGGAAUUAAUGAAUGCUGUCAGAAAAAUGAAGAAAUUCCCUGAUCAGAGGUUGCAGUGGCUGCGAAAACAAUAUGUCAGCCUCUAUCAGGAGGAUGGCAGAUAUGAAGGCCCAAGCUUGGCUCAAGCUGUUGAAUUGUUUGGAGGGCGGCGCUGGAGUACAAGGAAUACAAAUCCAGGAAACAUGAACAAAAGUGUAGAGAAACCAAGUGUGCAAAGAAACAACACUCUAGGAAUAGGCACAGCCAAGAAAAAGAAGAAAGUGCUCAUAAGGGGUGAAAGUGGAGAAGGCACUGAUGAUGAGAUGGCAACUCGAAAAGCAAGACCUUUUAAGGAAACUCGGAAUAGAAGUGGGUCAGACCCUCAAGAUAUUGAUGAACAAGAAGAAAUGGAACCAAACCUUCUGGUUACUGUUUCUGGUACCAACAUCCUGCCUUCCAGAAGAGCACAAUCCCUGACUACCUCAGUACCACUUAAUGUAACACCUGGGGUCUCCUCACCUAUCAGGCCAGUAUCUUCUCCUGUGAUGUCAUCUUCAAUAAAAGGUCAAUCUAGCACCUGGAGCAGCAGUAGCUGGCAUGGAAGAGUUAAAGGAGGACUGAAAGGCUUCCAAACCUUCAUGGUUUCUGAUAGCAACAUGAGUUUUAUUGAAUUUGUAGAGCUCUUCAAAUCUUUCAGUGUUCGAAGCCGCAAGGAUCUGAAAGAUCUUUUUGAUAUAUAUGCUGUACCCUGCAAUCGACUGGGUUCUGAUUCUGCUCCACUGUAUACCUCUCUGAAGAUUGAUGAGAAUACAAAUGGACUCCAGCCUGAUUUAGGUUGUAAGAUGUUUGAAAACAAUACAACCAAGAAUCAUUCAAAGCUAAACUGCAGCUCCCAUAACAUUAUGACAGCACUUCUCAUUACACAGAACCAAGAUUUACUAACUAGGAAUAUAUCAGACUUGGGCUUGUUCAUUAAAAGCAGGCAACAGCUGACGGACAACCAACGACAAAUAUCUGAUGCUAUUGCCGCAGCAAGCAUUGUUACUAACGGCACUGGUGUAGAGAGCACAUCUCUGGGAAUAUUUGGAGUGGGCAUCCAGCAACUCAAUGACUUCUUAGUAAAUUGCCAAGGAGAACACUACACAUAUGAUGAAAUCCUCAGUAUUAUCCAGAAGUUCGAACCCAGCAUUAAUAUGUGCCAGCAGGGACUAAUGUCAUUUGAAGGAUUUGCACGGUUUUUGAUGGAUAAAGACAAUUUUGCCUCCAUAAACAACGAAUCUCAAGAGAAUGUGGAAGAUUUGUUACUUCCACUGUCAUAUUAUUACAUUGAGUCUUCACACAAUACAUACCUUACAGGACAUCAGCUUAAAGGAGAAUCCUCAGUUGAGCUUUACAGUCAGGUUCUCUUGCAAGGCUGUAGGAGUGUGGAAUUGGACUGCUGGGAUGGUGAUGAUGGAAUGCCUGUAAUCUAUCAUGGGCAUACACUCACCACUAAGAUCUCUUUUAAGGAAGUAGUUGAAGCUAUAGAUCGCAGUGCUUUUAUCACCUCUGACAUGCCAGUUGUCAUAUCAAUUGAGAACCACUGUUCCUUGCCCCAGCAACGAAAGAUGGCUGACAUUUUCAAGAAUACAUUUGGCGAUAAACUGGUAACGAAAUUUUUAUUUGAGAGUGACUUUUCUGAUGACCCAAUGCUACCUUCUCCCCAUCAACUGAGAAGGAAGAUUCUACUUAAAAACAAAAAGCUCAAAGCACACCAAACUCCAGUAGAUAUAUUAAAACAAAAGGCUCAUCAGCUGGCAUAUAUGCAAGCUCAGGCUAGCAAUGGCAAUCAUGUGGGAAACCUCUCCACUACUAAUGAAGAAGAGGAGGAUGAAGAAGAUGAAUAUGACUAUGACUAUGAGUCUCUGUCUGAUGCUGAUGUCCUUAAUGCUUCUCCUGCUCCUAACAGCCAGGAAGAUAACAUUUUGGAAGAUCGAUCUGAGAAUAAGUUAACCAUUGAUAAGCUGCAAUUUGAAUACAGUGAAGAAACUGCCAAGAGAAUAAAGAAGACUGAUAGCACUACAUACAACAAUAAAGGAAAGGUUUAUGACAUGGAAUUAGGUGAAGAAUUUUAUCUUUCUCAAAAUAAAAAAGAAAGUAGACAAAUAGCACCAGAACUGUCAGAUCUUGUCAUCUACUGUCAAGCUGUGAAAUUCCCUGGCCUGUCAACUCUAAAUCCAUCUGGUUCUAGCCGAGGGAAGGAAAGAAAAAGCAGGAAGUCCAUUUUUGGCAGCAAUCCUGGAAGGCUGAGCCCGGGGGAGCCAGCAAUGCUUGCCAGAGCAUCUGGAAAAGGUGCCUUUGAGAUUGUACGACAGACCUGGGAAGAACCCUGUUCACCAACUUUCAGCCCUGCAACAUCCCUCAGUUCUAUCAUAAGGACACCUAAAUGUUAUCAUAUAUCUUCCCUGAAUGAAAAUGCUGCCAAACGCUUGUGCAGACGAUAUUCUCAAAAGCUGAUACAGCAUACUACCUGCCAACUGCUGAGGACAUACCCUGCUGCUACACGCAUCGACUCGUCCAAUCCUCAUCCUCUUCUAUUCUGGCUACAUGGGGUACAACUAGUGGCACUGAACUACCAAACUGAUGAUCUUUCCCUACACCUAAAUGCAGCAAUGUUUGAAGCAAAUGGUGGCUGUGGAUAUGUUCUGAAACCACCUGUUUUGUGGGAUAAGAACUGUUCUAUGUAUCAACACUUUUGUCCUUUAGAACGAGAUUUGGACAAUAUGGAACCAGCUAUUUAUUCACUGACCAUUGUGUCUGGACAGAAUGUUUGUCCUAGCAACAGCACAGGAAGCCCAUGCAUAGAAGUGGAUGUGCUUGGGAUGUCUUUGGAUAGCUGCCAUUUCCGCACAAAGCCUAUUCAUCGUAAUACUCUCAAUCCCAUGUGGAAUGAACAGUUUCUUUUCCGGAUCCAUUUUGAGGAUCUAGUCUUCCUUCGUUUCGCGGUUGUUGAAAACAAUAGCUCAGCUGUGCUGGCUCAAAGAAUCAUUCCACUGAAGGCUUUGAAAAGAGGAUACAGACAUCUCCAACUACGAAGUCUACACAAUGAAGCACUAGAAAUCUCAAGUUUGUUUAUUAACAGUCGAAGAAUGGAAGAAAAUCCCUCUGGAAAUGCUGUCCCUGCUUCUUUGCGGUUUAGCACAUCAGAGAGGAGAAUGGGUGCAAUGUACAAAAUCACCAUACAUGGAGUUCCAGGUCCAGAGCCUUUUACACUUUAUACUAUAAGGGAAGGAACCACAGCAGCACAACUGCUGCAUCAAAUUUUGGCUACUACAAAAGGCAUUGGAAAAUAUCCCACAGACUAUUUUUUGAUGGAGGAGAAAUGUUUUAUAUCUAAAGAAAGAAAUGAGUACAGGAAGCCGCCAUUCCAAAGAGUGCUUGGUCCGGAGGAGGAGCUUGUUAAGCUGCUGAACAGCUGGUUCCCAGAAGAAGGCUAUGUCGGAAGAAUUAUCUUUAAAACUCGUGAGGAAAGCUUGAAUAGGAGAAAUCUUUUUCAGGAGGAGAAAGAGGAUGCCACUGCUAACUCUGAAGAUGACAGCUUCUUUGUCCAAGUUCAUGAUGUUUCCCCAGAGCAGCCUCGGACAGUCAUCAAAGCUCCUCGCUUCAGUACAGCCCAGGAUGUCAUCCAGCAGACGUUAUGCAAAGCCAAAUAUUCCUACAGUAUUCUGAACAAUCCCAAUCCAAGUGACUAUGUCCUCUUGGAGGAAGUGACAAAAGAGCCAGGAAACAAGAAGUCCUCGACACCCAAAACGUCCCAAAGGAUUCUUUCAGACCAAGAGUAUGUGUUUCAGGCUCAGAACAAGUGGAAAGGACCUGGAAAAUUUAUCCUUAAACUUAAAGAACAAGUCCAAGCAGGCCGUGAUGAUAAAAGAAAAGGCAUUUCAUUUGCUAAUGAACUUAAGAAAUUAACAAAAUCAAGUAAGCAGUACAGGGGCUUUAUAGCUCCACCUAUGCAGACUUCUCCAGAUGGUACCCAAAGUAAAGAUGAAAAGACUGCAUGUGGUUUGACCUUCAGUGACAUGAUGGAAUAACAUUCAAAGUUUUGUAUUCAGAUCAACCUUAAGCCAGAUGUUGUUUCUUUCUGAUUCCCAGGCCUCCAAAUGCAAACACAAAACCAUAAGGAUCUAGAGAAGCAAGGGGGGGAAUGGAGACGAAUCGGGUUUUCAUCCUCUUUUGAGUGGUCGUUCACUUAUUUGGUAACUGGAACAUGUCUGAAAAAGACACAAACUUCUAUGUUUGUCACCACUGAGGGUCUGGUCUGCCCAUCAGAGGCUUGGCCUGCACUGCAGGUGUAAUGUGACUGCUGCUCACGGUAGGAAGAACCAGUUUUUUGAAUGAAAAUUCAUGAUUUUGAGGCUCUGGAAAGUGCCCAGGCAGCACUUUGAAAGAAGAUUCCAUUCAUAUUCACUACAUUUGGACACAAGGGUAAAGCAAACACCUUGAAUUGUCUAUUGUAAGCAGAAACCUGCCUUUUUAGAAAAGAUUUUAAAUAAGCAUCUUAAGGGAAAAUGAAGGCGAGGAUGUGCUGUAGUGUGUUAUAUUAACAUAAUGCACUUUUUAAAGAUCCUUAUAAACACACGCACUUAUGUGAUUAUAGGCAGAUUUAAGUACAUUGUAUGUCACAGAUUUCAAUAUGGUGAAUAUACACAAUUAUUUAUGGUUGGUUGUCUUAUUGUCGGUGUACAGUAGCCAGUAUACAUAUUUUGAUAGUGAUACUUUGAUUAGGAACAUUUCUUCAUGCAGUGUAUCCUAGUUUUGUUUUAAAAAAGAUUUAUUUAUUUUAAUAUUCCAAGGUAUGUGCUAUUGUAUAAUGUAUUUAUCAUACCUUACUUUAUAGAAUUCUACUUUAUCUUUACAGAAAAUUCCUACAUAGUGCUUUUGUUUUAGAGAAGAUAUUGUUUGAUUUUACUGAAAAAUAGUUGCACAAUGGAAUGUCUAUGUUUAAUAUCUCUGCUGACCAAUAUUAAAGGGUAUUUUGAGAAAGAAAUGAACCACUUGGAAGUUUUACUUCUGAAUAGAAACUUCAACAAUGUACUGUCCGAAUAAAAAUCUACUUUGAAAAUA